AUGAGUAUAAUCAGAAAGAGAAAGAAAGAAUUGAGACUACUAUUUGUAGAUGAUAUUGAGCAAAGAAAUGUUUGGACCAAGUGUGAGCUGUUUAAGCAGCAUAACCAGUAUAAAUACAAUAAAUGGUAUAGAGCAGAAGAUUUAAUAAAUAAGGGUGCUGAUGAAGAUAGUUGGAAGGUUGCUGCAAAAAUAGCAAAUAUAGAUGAAUUGGAUCCAAUAAUAGAGUUGUUUAAAA
This is a messenger RNA of Racocetra persica, 235 nucleotides long. The record is from the annotation of a GenBank genome assembly. Lineage: Eukaryota; Fungi; Glomeromycota; Glomeromycetes; Diversisporales; Gigasporaceae.